GGCCUCAAAUGGAGAAACCCGUAACUUCUUUCCUACAUACCCCGUUUCCACUUUUUCUCAUAUUUUUCCUCGUUAAAGGAAUCAAAGGGAACAUCGGUGUAAACUAUGGCACGGUGGCCGACAACCUACCACCACCGGCACAAGUGGCGCGCUUCCUCCUUGAUUCCACCAUUAUCAACCGUGUGAAGCUCUACGACACCAACCAGGAAAUCCUUCAAGCCUUUGCGCACACUGGAAUCGCCAUUACUGUUGCUGUCCCCAACAACUUAAUCCCAAAUCUAACAAAUCUCAAGUUCUCCCAACAAUGGGUCAAAACAAAUAUCGCACCUCACGUUCCAGCCACCAACAUAGUCCGCAUCGUCGUCGGGAACGAAGUCCUUUCCACCACGGAUAACUCCGUCGUCUCUAGCCUUGUUCCGGCGAUGCAGACUCUCCACGCGGCUCUAGUCGGAGAGGAUCUGCACCGUAGGAUCAAGGUCUCCACACCACAUUCAUUAAGCAUUCUCUCGUCUUCAAGCCCACCUUCAUCUGGGAGAUUUAAACAGGGGAAUAUCGUUCAGGUUUUGGGGGAGGUGGAGAUCGUUAUCGCCGAGACUGGGUGGCCGUCGAGAGGCGAUCCCGGGCAAAUCGGUGUUGAUACAGAGAGUGCUCGUGAAUUCAACGGCAACCUCAUCAAACAUGUUAUGUCAGGUCUCGGGACACCACUCAUGCCCAAUAGAACUUUCGAGACUUACAUUUUUGCACUCUUCAACGAAGACCAAAAACCCGGCCCGACUUCGGAAAGAAACUUCGGGCUUUUCCACCCGGAUAUGACAUCUGUUUAUAACUCCGGCAUCUUAAGGCACAAGGCGGGAUCAAAGUCGCCGUCAAAUUGGAAUCCAGAGAGAGGAGUUCCGGUGGCGGGAAACAAUGGCGGUGGCGGUGGCGGGAAAACAUGGUGUAUUCCGAGAAGUGGAGCGAGUGAUGAGGUUUUACAGAUGAAUAUUGAUUAUGUAUGUGGGUUAGGGUUUGAUUGUCAGCCAAUAAGCAAAGGUGGGAGAUGCUUUUACCCUGAUUCGGUUCGAGCCCAUGCUGCCUACGCCAUGAACGUCUAUUACCAAGCUACCGGCCGGCAUGACUAUGAUUGUGAUUUUAGAAGCACCGGAGCCAUAACUUCCAGCAAUCCAGGUUAUGGAAGAUGCAAAUAUUGAAGUACAGGAAAGAAGCUUUAUAUUUCCAACGUUCUAAUGUAGAUUAUAAAGCAUGUGAAACUUUUAAGGAUUUGUAAUGCUUACAAGUUACAAGAGUGUAUCCAUGUAUGCAUGCCAUUUUUUUUUUUUAAAUUACAAAAAUAGCAAAAGAAAAACACAAAUUAGGAAAAAAAAAAUCUUUUGUGUAUCCAUGUGAUUACCGGUAAUUAACGAUUUUUCAAUUGAUUGGUUAUAGAUUCAAGUCGCAUUGAGGU
This is a messenger RNA of Lactuca saligna, 1444 nucleotides long. The record is from the annotation of a GenBank genome assembly. NCBI's taxonomy places the organism in Eukaryota, Viridiplantae, Streptophyta, Magnoliopsida, Asterales, Asteraceae.